Molecule: messenger RNA, 540 nt
Organism: Acytostelium subglobosum LB1
Lineage: Eukaryota; Evosea; Eumycetozoa; Acytosteliales; Acytosteliaceae
Exons: 2
Coding region: 1-540 (179 amino acids)
Source: RefSeq, a predicted model, not a curated record
AUGCCUAAUGAUGAUUUCUAUGUCUUUGGUCUAUCAAGAUACACCGUAUUCAAUUUAACAAGUAUAUAUGUUCAGGAAUAUACAUAUAAGAAUAACAUUAUACAGGGUACAUUCUCAACAAUGGCUGCAUUUGAAGGAUUGUCAUUAGUAUUCUUGGCAUUGCUGUUGAUCAGUAUUGUGGUAUUCUUUAUUAGAAGACAUGAUGAGAUAUUCCAAUCAUUGGUGUUCGUCUCAUCGAUAUGUAUGCUGUUGUGCCAGAUCAUUGCAUUCCAUAUUGUAUUCAGUGUCACUGGUAACCUCAAUGAUCAACACUUUGCCAACUGCCAAUCAAAGUACUAUUGUGAAACAUUCCGUGGCAGUGCCGAUGGAUAUAUUUGGGGACCGCUCAAAGGUCUAUGGCUGGGUCUGGCUGCACUAUGUGUAUCAUUCGUCAAUGCCAUAGUAUGCGCAAUAUUCAAAUGGACCAGAUAUGCCAAUCAAGCCGAACCAGGUUCAAAACUAUCCGCAGUGAGUAGUACCAGUAGUUCAUACCGUGGAUAA